AUGGUUUCCAUUGUCGAACCCAAGACUAAGCUGUGCAGGUUGCGACUCGACAACAGUAUACCAACUUGGAGAUACCUAUAUCAAGGAAGCUUUCCGAAUCUGAGUCCAAAGCCUUGGCUUGGUGCUUAUCACUCUUCCGAGAUACCUUUCAUCUUCGGGACGUACAAUGUGUCAACACCAUACUCUCAGCCUGCAUCAAAAGCCGAGAUUGAAACUAGCAGAUAUAUGCAAGAAGCAUGGGUUGCAUUUGCCAAAGAUCCCCGUCACGGUCUAAGCAAUUAUGGGUGGCCACAGUUUAAUUUUCAGAGUCAGUAUAUUUCUUAUGAGUUUAUACUCUUUGAAGUCAUCUAUGAAUCUCAAACUGAUGCUCUACUAUUCUUCUUUGGCAGGUGA
Molecule: messenger RNA, 393 nt
Organism: Penicillium waksmanii
Lineage: Eukaryota; Fungi; Ascomycota; Eurotiomycetes; Eurotiales; Aspergillaceae
Exons: 3
Coding region: 1-393 (130 amino acids)
Source: RefSeq, a predicted model, not a curated record